AAAAAUCGAUUUCUUUACACCGGACAUAACCGUUUACAUAAAUUCAAAUUCAAAGAUUUAUUUAGAACUGGCCACUCAAACUUCUUUUUUGGUUGUUUGUUUUUGUUUUGUUUUUGGCGCUCAAACCAUAGACUGUUUAAAAACAGGCUCAAACACUCGUGUGAGGGGAGUGGCGGGAACUGCUCUGCCUCUGUGUUCUAGAGCGCGAGGCGCUGCUUUCUCAUGAUCUCACCCAGGAGCUCCUCACAGCACAUCCGAGAGCCACCGCCUGAACCGCUGCUAAACUUCACUCUUCGAGAUAAAAUAUUACAUUUAUGACUUUAACUUUACGUCAUAUCAGGAUGAAUUUGUUGAAAAUUAUCUGCUACAACGUUAUUGUCCUCAUUCAUUACUGCAUGGAAAAAGGAGAGAGCAAAACCCUGCUUACACAUGAUGCUUAUUACCCCGAGUAUGUGCCAGAUCCACAGCCAUGGCAUGUUGCCCGCAGACUCUGCCUCCAGCGUUCAGGGUCCUUGGUGAUGGUGUCCAGUACUGAAGAGAUUCAAAAGCUGAACCGUUUUCUACGGUCCCUGAAUAUCACCCAACCUGUAUGGAUAGAAAGUGCAGGCAUGUUCCAAAAAAAUGGUCCUCCAGACAUAUACAUACUGGAAUUUCCAGUGCGUCCACACCGGAAAUCGGCUCGCCUCCGCCACAAGUUCCUUAACAUGGAAGCGCUUACGGUUUGUGCUCACCUCCAGCUUGAUCCCACUUGCCACGGACUGUCCACAGUCUUCUCGUACGCCAUUAGCUCGUUCAUUAAAGAAUUCCAACUCCAAGCACGAAUCACUGGGAACGACCUGGUCCACCUUGCAUUGCUGGUGCAUGGUUCAACCACCGCCUACAUAACUGGCUUUCCCAGUGAUGCCUCCUGGCACUUUGUUUGCGCGAGUUGGGUUGGGAUUAGUGGGAAGUGGGUCAUCUGGGUGAAUGGAACGGUUGUGGGUUCUGGGAAUUCCCUCAACUCAACCAAUCACAUCGAAGGCGACGGCCUUUUCAUGAUCGGACAAGACCAGGAGACCUACGGAGGCUACAACGGCGACAAGGCGCUUUGUGGGAACGUUACACAGCUGUACAUGUGGGAUCGUUUGUUAGUCGACGCUGAGGUUCAAAGCAUGGGAAAACUUUGCUCAGCUGUCCCUUCUGGUUUGUUCUUCAAGUGGAAUGAGGCCGCACUGGAAAUAGAGACGUCCCUGCAGACUCGUAGAGGGAGAUCGCCGUGUGAAGGUUCCAAAAUCCAACCACAAGACCAGCUUGUCAACUCUGGGUUGUAUCCAAGUUUGCAUCAGGCCUGUGUAGCCUUUGACCCUGCAAGUGGAAAACGUAUCAAUGACUCAUGUUCAACACAAAGAGGAAGUGUUUGUCUGUUUCCAAAAGAGCAGCUGGACUUUGGUUUUCCUGGAACCUCGUUCUUCUCACAAGUCAGCCACGAGAUUUAUUCCAAAUGGGAGGCAAAUGUAACCUCAUUCGUUGAGAAUGAUCUGACUCGUCAUGUUUCCCUCUUGAGUGCCAUAUUGAGUGUUAUGGACAGCAGAGCAGACAUCAUCACACAUUCUGAUCUUUUGUACCUCACCGAGACCAUUGAGAAGGCCACUCAACUCGAUAAAAUAGCCGUUCCCACUGAAGUCUUCAUAUCUAUGAUCCGCAAUUGUUUGGAAAUGGUCAGCAGGCUCAUCAACCCUGAUAUGGCUGAACAUUGGGAGGAUUUGAUAGCACAAGGGAAUUACCUAGGACCGUUGACAAUGCUGGAGAACAUCGACAAGCUGUUGUGGAGACUGGCAGAUGCUCUCUGGAUCGAGCACAAAAGCUUCACAAUGUCAACAAAGAACAUGGAUAUUCAUCUGGAGCCGCGGAGGCUGGCGCAGAUGAGCUGCGGUUGUGUGUUCAAGCCCUCGGUUCACGCCAGUCAGUUCAGCAGCCAUGAUGAGAUCCUCAUACCAGAGUCAGAAAUUCAGAGGGUCUUUUCUCUGGGCCACAAGGAAGUGAUGCUUAUUCAUACCUACUACAGUAACCUGUUAGAGAUGUUGUCUAGACUGGAGAUGAAAACCCUUGCUGACCAACAGGCAGACAAGAGGCAUCACAUUGGUCAGCUGGCCACAGCAGUAAUCUCAGCAACAGUGCGGGAUGUUUCCAGGGCAGAAAAUGUUCCGGUCUCUGUCCAGUACACCCUAUCUUCUGGGAUAAUGGUCGAAUAUUCCAAACAAGUCAGCCCUGUCUGCGUCUUUUGGAAUAUCAUGGUGGGUCAUACAAGUGCUUGGUCCAGUAAAGGGUGCAGAGUGCUGCUUUCUCCUUCUGAUGUCACUUCCUGCUUCUGCAACCACACCACCAAUUUUGCUGUCCUCAUGAAUUAUAUGGAGCACAGGUGGAGUGCUAAAGAGGAGAGCAUUUUGACGAAGCUGACGUUUAUCGGAUCCGGAGCGUCUCUCUGCGCACUGGUGGUGACCUUGAUGCUGUUUACCGUGUUAGACAUCCCGAAAUCGGAUCGGACAUCAGUCCACAAAAAUCUUUUUGUGUCUCUGACUUGUGCUCAAAUUGUCCUUCUCUGCAGUGGUUCUGCUGUUCAUAAUAAGGUGGCCUGCAUGCUUGUGGCAGCUCUGAUGCAUUUGUUCUUCAUGGCAGCGUUCAGCUGGAUGCUGGUCGAGGGGCUGCUGCUCUGGAGCAAAGUAGUGAGCGUUAAUUUGAGCGAGGACCGACACAUGAAAUACUACUACCUGAUUGGCUGGGGUCUGCCUGUGCUGAUCGUGACCAUCACACUGGCCUCUGCCUCUGGAAAAUACUCAGCGGACGGUCACUGCUGGCUCAGUGUUCAGAACGGCGUCAUAUGGGGCUUUGCAGGCCCAGUCAUCUUCAUUAUUAUGGUGAAUAUCAUGAUUGUGUCCCGUGUGGUCAUGAUCACCAUCGCCACAGCCAAGAGGAGAUCUCUGAUGAUGACCCUGAACACCAGCCCAGAAGAGCAAGUCUCCGAGCAGAUAAGGGCGGCGGUGAAAGCCGUAGUGGUCCUGCUGCCGAUCCUGGGCCUGACGUGGCUCUGUGGCGUCCUGGUGCCGUUCUCCCUGGUUAUGGCUUACGUCUUUAGCCUCCUGAACUCGCUGCAGGGCCUCUUCAUCUUCCUGAUAUAUGGAGUGUACAACACUGAGGUUCGAAACACAGUCAACAGAAUCAAAGAAAGAAGAAAAGCCUUAAAUUUCUCCAACUGUGCCAGUUCCAGGCCCUCCAGUUCAGUGGGCAGUUCUCGGCCGGGCAGCUCUCCAGGACCAGGUGGUUUGGACGGUCAAACAGUCACUACCAGCCACUCCAGCAGUUCACUGACCCAAAGUGAUAGCAUCACCCACAGUUUCGACAAAACAAGGCAUCUGUCCCUCCCCUGUGUCCACGACAACCUAAAUGAAGACCUGCGAUGUCCUGACACUGGUAUCCACCUCUCUGGACAGGAGAACCUAAGAAAACCUAAAGACAGAUUUCCAAACGAAUGCAGUCUGAAUGUACCCAUGGAGGCCGAACGGAUACGGAUGUCCCACUGUUCACCUCCUCAGCAGAACGGCCACAUGUGUCUUCUCUGAAACACUUCUUCAAAUCCUUGUUUUGGUAAAGUGCAGAUAAAGCGUGUAAACUAUAUCCUUAAAGGGAUAGUUCACCCACAAAUGAAAAUUCUGUCAUUGUUUACUCAGCCUCAAGUUGUUCCAAACAUAUAUGAGUUUUUUCUUCACAACACAAAAGAAGAUCAUUGGUGACCAAACAGUUGAAGGUAGCCAUUGAUUUCCACAUUAUAGAAAAUAAAUGCUGAGUCAAUGGCUACCAUCAACUGUUUGGUUACCAACAUUCUUCUUUUUUUCUUCACUUUCAUUUUUGGUGGAACUAUCCCUUCAUUGUUUCUAAAUGCUUUGUAAUUUAUCUUGACGUAAAUUUCAAUUCCAAUAUGUUCAUUUGUGAUAAACUUUGAAUGUUUUACUAGAUUUUCUCUUAUUUUGUACAGGCUAUGUCUUGAAUGAGCUAAAAUGAGUUAAAUUAGUUUGUCCUCACACUAUAUUUGAUUGUGAGUGUAACAGGAUCAGCUAUGUGUUCUUGAAAUCUAAAACCUUUUUAUUUUAUUCUGGAAUCUUGACAUUCUCUGUAUCAUGUGUGAAUCUGUUCAUGUUUGUGUGAUCAGUAGGGUGCAACUCUUUCAUUGAGCAUGGAUUAUUGCCAGAGAUAGAAAUAAAACAACGACUUUUGGCAUAAUAGUCAUUUAUUAAAAUACGAUGGAAAGAUUCCAAGAGCUUGUAUGGAAACUCUUAUGGCAAGAGGUGACAUCAGAGAUGCGUGUCUGACUACGGCUUCCAGCGCACAAACAAGAGAAUCCCAAUCCAAACAUUCAGGCAGGUAAACACACAUCCAAAGCAGCUGCAGGACGUCCGGUGGUGGGGAACAAAAUAGGAACGAGGGGCACUGGAUUUCUUAAGAUUGUCGGUCUGAUCAAUACACAACAUUACAGUCACAAAACCAAGCAGAUACAAACCAAUUUUCUUAGAACUGAUAAAUAGGGCUUUAUGUACAAAUGGGGGGCGUAGAUGCCAUGCAGCAAAUGUUGAUUAAAGCCGUUGUGCUCAUACAAAAUACUGUACUUUCUACCGCAUUUUUGUCUGAAAUAAUUUACAUUGAUAAGGUGUGUAACAUCAGAAAGAUCAUGUUUGUUGCAAAAAUGUUUGAUGAUUGUGACAAGUCACCAUGGUGGUCAUUUUCACUGCUUUUCAUUGCUAAACACUUUUUGUGGACGAUAAAGUCAACACGAAAUGACAUUUGCGACCCAAUUUACUUCUGUAUUGUGACACAUUUCCAUGUAAAGCAGGUAAUUUCAUCAGAAAAAUGAUGACGAUACUUAUUUUGGUUAAAAAUUGGCCAUUGCAUGCAGAAAUAGAGCUGAAUGUGAGUUCGCAGUGGAUUUUGGGAAACUACUCCCCUUAUGAAACACCAGCACCUACGUUUGAGGAGAUUUUUCACAGGAAAACGAAGGCUGAAGGUCAAGUUUGUCGUCAAAAGCGCAAUGCCAAUGGUAAGGUUUAUUUUCCUUUUCAUUUACUGCUUUUAGUUUUUCUUGUUUUUGCUUUGUUUUAUUACUUCAGUUUGCGUUUUGUUACUUUUCCUCCGCUUUUGUUUUGCUUCCAUUUGCUUUUUUUUUUGCAUUCAUUUCCUCUGCUGUUUUGUUUUGCUCUUUAUUAAAAAAAUUUUUUUUUUCUUUUUAGUGAAAAUAUUGCCAAUAACAUAAUUUUUUUUCUGUCCUAGGUGACACAAACCUAAUAGAUAUGGAAGUAAAUUGGAUCAAUUUAGAUUUCAUGUUGACGUUAACACCAAUUUUGUAUAAUUACAGUCAAAUGAAGCAUUCAGGAAAAACAACAGCAGGCCCCAAGUAUCAAAGCUCUCAUCCAUUCAUUGUAAA
Messenger RNA from Carassius auratus (goldfish), 5449 nucleotides. Its product is annotated as adhesion G-protein coupled receptor D2. Gene Ontology annotation, molecular function: G protein-coupled receptor activity. Bases 315 to 3596 code for a protein of 1093 amino acids. The record is from RefSeq and is a predicted model, not a curated record. Gene Ontology annotation, biological process: adenylate cyclase-activating G protein-coupled receptor signaling pathway; cell surface receptor signaling pathway. The transcript is spliced from 25 exons. Gene Ontology annotation, cellular component: plasma membrane. NCBI's taxonomy places the organism in Eukaryota, Metazoa, Chordata, Actinopteri, Cypriniformes, Cyprinidae.